Molecule: messenger RNA, 1482 nt
Organism: Colletotrichum lupini
Lineage: Eukaryota; Fungi; Ascomycota; Sordariomycetes; Glomerellales; Glomerellaceae
Product: major facilitator superfamily transporter
Exons: 4
Coding region: 1-1482 (493 amino acids)
Biological process (GO): biotin import across plasma membrane
Cellular component (GO): membrane
Molecular function (GO): solute:proton symporter activity; dethiobiotin transmembrane transporter activity; biotin transmembrane transporter activity
Source: RefSeq, a predicted model, not a curated record
AUGGCUCACAUACACGAGGAGGCGCAUGGCGCCGAUGACAAACAGCCCAACGAGUACAGUACGCCAGCUGGCUCGUCGACUAUGGAGCCUACGGCCGGCCCAUCUCAUCAGGAGCCGGAAGAAUACGAUGUCGAAACAGUCGAGAGGGUUUACAGGUCCAAUAUUGGAAUCGCGCAAACAAUGAAUGCCGCUCAGGGUCAUGACUUGAUGUCCGUCCUCGGCCUCACAGCUAAAGACACAUCAACCGCCUUGGCUCUUUUCUACGUGGCCUAUGUCAUCUUCGACUGCCCCUCCAAUCUGGUGAUGGCCAAGCUGAGCCCUCGCAUCUGGAUGGCUCGCAUUGUCAUUGCCACCGGUAUCAUUGGCACCUGCUUCGCUGCCGUGCAGAGCGCCUGGAGUGUCAAGCUUCUACGAUUCUUGCUCGGUGUUGUGAUUGCGGGCAUGUGGCCUGGAAUGACGUACUACCUCACCUUGUUCUACCCGCCUUCUCGAACGGGUAAGCGAAUCGGCAUGUACUUCACUGCUGCCCAGCUCUCUGCUGCUGUGGUUGGCCUUGUGUCUGCUGGUUUCCAACUCAUGGAUGGUUUGGGAGGCCUCGUUGGUUUCCGCUGGAUGUUCCUCAUCUACGGCCUGGUGGCCGUGGUUCUUGGCUUUUGCCUGCUUUGGUGGCUUCCCGAUCGCCCUCUUCCUCCUGGGCAGAAGCGUCAGCGCUCAAGCUGGUUGAAGUGGCUUCCGGCAACCCCAGAAGCGCUUUCCGGCCAGGAUGCCGUCAUUCACUACAAUGACCUCCGACGGGUCUAUCACCCCAGGCCCUGGACUAUGAAGGAUCUUCUGCAGGUGCUAAUUGAUUGGCGCCUGUGGCCUUUGACUUUCAUGUACUUUGGCGUCGUUGGCGUUGGAAUCGGUACGCAGCUUUAUGGAUCUGUCAUCAUCCGCUCUAUUGUGCCCACGGCAACGAGUAUCCAAGUCAGCUUGCUUUUUGCUCCGAUCUGGAUCAUCGCCGGCCUGCUUGUCGUAACUUUUGCUCUCGAUAAUGGUUGGGCUCGCUACGGGGGUCUUCUGAUGGUUGGAUUCGGUCUUGGCCCGACUGUUCCCAAUUGCAUGACAUGGACGAACGAGAUCUUCCAGCGCCGCCACGGUGAAGUCGGUGUUGCGGCUGCGACUGCUCUGGUGUCCGGCCUUGGCAACCUUGGAAGCAUUGUCACGACCUACGCUCUGUACACCGGAUGGCCAGAGGACGCCGCCAAGGGUCGUUAUCAGUACCGUCGCAGCAACUACGCAAUGAUCGGCAUUCUCUGCCUGAGUAUCGCCAGCAGCUUCGCCAUGUUCUUCCUGCUCAAGGUCUUCGGAAACAAGCCCGUGAACAAGAUUUCGAGCCUCGACUCCUCUAGUGAGAUUGAAGACGGUGCCGCGAGACGCGAGGCCCGGCAACGAGGCUUUGGAAAGUUGUUCCCUCGUUCCAACCAAAACCGGGAAGCCUGA